Funneliformis geosporum is the source of this 2163-nucleotide messenger RNA. The record is from the annotation of a GenBank genome assembly. Lineage: Eukaryota; Fungi; Glomeromycota; Glomeromycetes; Glomerales; Glomeraceae.
AUGUUACCUAUUUUAGUCUUAUCCCUAUUCUUUUAUAUUUCAUCCGUCUUCUCAUAUCGAAUCGGAAAUCUUAUGCCUCGUAUGGCCUCAUCACCACUUUUACCAAUAUCAACGGAUGCACCACCAGCAUUGUUUGUAUCAAAACCACAUCCGCAACCACCACGACGAUUGGAUCCGAAAUUUGCCAAAUCAAUCCCAACGAAUAAAUUUUAUACAAAUUUAUUAGUAGAUACCGAUGCCAAUCCGAAUCCCGUUUUUCCUUUACCAUAUGCAUUAAGAUUUGAAUCCAAUCCAAAUGAUGCGUUGAAUGGUUUCAGUAUUAGUAAUAUUGACGAAGACAAAAAGGUCCUGGGGUCCGAUCCAAAUGCCGACCCCGUUGAAUUUUUUUUCAGCAUAUACACACCGAGCAUAACAAUCUCUGCAAACGAAUUACCGGAUUUACCACAAUUAAUUCUCUCGGAGCCCGAUGAUUUUUCGAUCGUUGCUACUUUAACAUUAUCCAGUGAUCAAAAUAUCGUCAUACCAAUAGUUCGUGGUAUGGCCUUCGUAACCGCCAUCUAUAAAAAUUUAACACCAUUAUUCUUUACGGGAGUAGGAUUUACAUCAUUAUCCAGUCCAAUUAAAGUUGGAUCAUUUCAACAAUUUACGGUUGUAUUGAAAGAUGAAUCAACCUGGCUUAUAUAUGCCAAUGGAAAUACCGAAAUAGCACUGACAUUGACGAAUGGGCAAAUCGUUUGUGGCUCGGGACCAUUUGAAGGUAUCAUUCAAAUCGCCAAAGUACCCAAAGAUAAUAUCGAUCAAGCUAUAGGUAUUUACAGCAACAGUGCUGGAAUUUAUGCCACUAGCGCUGUUUUAGACGUGCAAAACGACGGAAUAACCGGUACAUAUGCAUUUAAUUGGAAAGUUAGCGGUGACUUAACGAAGCCAUUAUUGCACUUCGCAUUACCGCAUCAGGUUUCAUCGCUUACACCCGGAGCCAAUAUAACAACAAUUUCAUUGACGUCGCCAGCCAAAGGACAAAUGAUAGCACUUACUGGCAUAUCUUGGUCAUUUGCUGAACCAGUAUUAAAUAAUAUUGGAAUCCUUCCAACAGAUUUUGAGUCAAGAUUGACCGAUGAAAAAAAGGCGUUGAUCGUACAACAAACUCCAUUAGAUGUUGCCCAAGAUUUUACAAAACUUUCGAACUUGGAUAGCAUGUAUUUUAGUGGAAAAGUGUUGGCUAAAUUUGCUCUAGUUUGUUUGGUCGCGAAUGAUGUUAUCAAAGAUCCAACGUUGACGACAACUUGCGUUAACCAAUUAAAGGAUGCUAUACAACCCUUUGUGACAAAUCAACGAACAAUUCCUCUUCGGUACGAUAGUUCAUGGAAAGGAAUCAUAAUCGAUCAAGAUGAUCCAGCCGCAGAUUUUGGUGCUUCUUUCUACAAUGAUCAUCACUUUCAUUACGGAUAUUUCGUUUACGCCGCAGCGAUUCUUCGUCACUUGGACGAAUUAUGGGGUCAACAAAAUGAGGGGUGGGUGGAAGCCUUGAUCAGAGACGUAUCCAAUCCAUCAGCAGACGACACAUUUUUUCCAACGUUCCGUAAUUUUGAUUGGUUUUCAGGACAUUCAUGGGCAAGUGGUAUAUUUUCUUCGGGAGAUGGCAAUAACGAAGAGUCAACAAGUGAAGAUUAUAAUUUUUUCUAUGGAAUGAAAUUAUGGGGUCAAGUUUCCAAAAAGCCAAAUAUUGAGUCGUUAGCUGAUGUGAUUUUAGCCGUUGAAGCUAGAAGCAUGAGAACUUAUUUCUUAAUGGAAGAUGAUAAUAAUGUUCAACCUAUAAAAUUUAUUAAGAAUAAAGUUACAGGGAUUUUAUUCGAGAACAAAGCUGAUCAUACUACCUUCUUCAGCAAAGAAAUAGACGCUAUUCAAGGAAUCCAAAUGAUACCUGUAACUCCAAUUAUGCCAUAUAUCCGUUCAAAGAAAUUCAUUACCGAAGAAUUUAACCAAAUUUUCGCACCCAUAGUUGAUGGCUUGACGGGUAAUUUUCAAUCUUUAAUUGAAAUGAAUCGUGCAAUUAUCGAUCCCGAUGCAGCUUUCGACCACUUUGCAAAUAAUAUAAAUGCUACUCUCGAUGACGGAUUAUCAAGAAGCUGGGCAUUGUUUUGGUGUGCUGUUCAAACUAUAUAA